AUGAUUUCACCAAAUACGUUAUUCAUAAAAAAAAUCAGAACUUUUCAGUCCUUAAAAUCCCCCGAUCACAUUCUCACCAGCUACCAUUUACCCCAUACUUUCUCACACUCAUAUUGCGCUACUACUACCGAAAUGGAUCCAUCAAAAACAACCGAUCCAGCAGAAAUUACACCGAAAUUGGAUCCAAUGGACUCCUCAGAACAUGGGAAAGCCAGUACAUCUUCUAAUGAGCCAGCAGAGCCCGUUGCUGACCAAUCAGAGGCCUCGCUGACGUCAUCGUAUGUUCCAAUCGAGAAUCUGACCGCUAUUCAGCUCAUAGACGAACACAAACAAUUCAAUGAAAGUGUCUUGGAGUAUAUUGGAGGCACAGGUGUGUCUGCCACUGGCGAGCACCGGAUCGUGGCUGUUUUCGGGUCUCAAUCGACUGGAAAGUCCACUCUCUUAAACCACUUGUUCAACACCAAUUUUGGUGUUAUGGAUGAGGCUAGUAGACAGCAAACCACCAAGGGAAUCUGGUUGGCCGUGAGUCCUGGCGUCAGCUGCACUGACGAGCGGAAGGCGGGCCCUACAGAUGAUAAGAUCGUAGUUAUGGAUGUUGAAGGUACAGACGGAACUGAGCGUGGAGAGGAUCAAGAUUUCGAAAGAAAGGCUGCUCUCUUUGCGUUGGCCACCAGUGAAGUCCUUAUUGUCAACUUGUGGGAGACUCAGGUGGGCUGGUACCAAGGUGCUAACAUGGGUUUAAUCAAGACAGUAUUCGAGGUAAACUUGUCGCUUUUCGGCCGCAUUAAGCUUGAUUCCGCAAGUGACCAUAAGGUGUUGCUUUUGUUCGUCAUCAGAGAUCAUACUGGUGUCACCAGCAAGGAAUCACUUUCGGCUACUUUAACUAGAGAUUUGCUUAAGAUCUGGGAUAGUCUCAACAAGCCCGCCGAAUUGGCACAAUUACGCUUUGAAGAUUUCUUUGACUUGGCUUUCCACACCUUAAGCCAUAAAAUCUUCCAGAAUGAUGCUUUCGUAUCGGAUGUGAAGCUAUUAGGGGACCGCUUUGUCGACACCAAAAACCUGGACUAUUUGUUCAAGCCCAACUAUUGCCACAACAUUCCAAUCGAGGGGUGGACCAUGUAUGCUGAGAGCUGCUGGGAACAAAUCGAUAGCAACAAGGAUCUUGAUUUGCCAACACAACAGAUCAUGGUAGCACGCAUCAAGUGUGAGGAGCUUGCUUCGGCUAGUUUCACGGAGUUUGAGCAGACAUACGCCAUUUUGUACUCUGAAGCGCAAAAGGCCUCAGAAUCUCAGGUUCCCUUGAACUAUGUGCAUAUCGGCCAGGCAUUGGUUGCUGCACACUUGGGGGCUCUUUCGGACUACGACAUUGGCGCUUCGAAAUACAACCAGGAUGUCUACACUCAUAGACGCGAGCUUUUGUCCGAAAAGGUUCUCGCAAAGCUCCAGAACAUAGUCCUGCUUUAUGCGGAGCUGCUCACGGCCUCCACAGUGUCAGAAUUCGAGGCCGCCUUAACUAAGCGCACUAAAUCGAUUACUUUAGUCGACGCCAUUGAAGCUGCAAAAAAAUCCUUUGUUGCCGACUACAAACGUGACUUGGAACUUCUUUCAGUCGAGGGACAAAUCCCAACAGAUUCUUAUACCGAACGCCUACAAGCAGAGCUUCAGAAGAUUGAGGGCGAACAGAAAAUUGCAGAGGUCAAUGCUUUGGUGAAUAAGUACCUCAGAAAGCUCCAGACGUCAUUGAACAGCGCUGUUCAAUCUGAAAUCAGCAAAGCCUCUGAAGAAACCUGGGACAAUAUCAAGGAACGCUAUGAGAAUCUGCAAAAGACUCUCUUGAGCAAAGUCCGAAAUUCAGACGGUAAAUACGAUUUUGGAAUUGGUAGCGAGUCUCCUGUCACAGAAAUCGCUAGCCAAACAAUCGAGUACAAGUCCUGGGAGACGCUUCUGGCUGCCAUUGCCAAGUUUACAUCCAAAGAGAAUUUGUUCAAUGUAUUGAAGGAUCGCUUCGAUGAGAAAUUCGGAUACGAUGCAAAUGGGAACCCAAGAGUGUACCUGAACACAACUGAACUUGAGUCUUCGUUCGUAGCCGCCAAAAACGCCGCGGCGCUGGUGCUCCCCAAUUUAUCUACAGCUAUUCUUUCCGAUGGUAACAAAUUUCAGCCCACGGUGAAUCUUAACAGUUCGUUUUUGAGAAGAAAGUUUGAGAGCGUUGCUUCCGCACUCAAAGCUGGAGCUGGAGCCCAGGAAGACGAAAGCGACAGCGAAGAUGAAGAGAACGAAAGAAACUUCAUUGAAGUCGUCUCGGAAGACGAUCAACAAGAAGUGUUGCGCAAGUUUAAGAGAGAGACUGACGCCAUCUUUGUAGCCCGAAAGGGCGCCAUUGUACAGAGCCGCACACAGAUCCCCUACUACAUCUACUUGGUGAUCUUGGUGCUUGGUUGGAAUGAGUUCAUGGCUGUCAUCCGCAAUCCAUUCUUCUUCUCGUUGCUUCUUGUGUUUGGAGCCGGCGCGUAUCUCAUGUACCAGACCAAUCUUCUUGGACCUGCCUUGAUUGUGGGUAAAAGAAUGGUGGAUGAGUCUGUCAACAUGGCCAAACAAAAGCUCCGGGAGUUUGUGAUCGAUGACCACCAGACACAUGGCCACAACUUGAAGAAGAUGGCCAGCAAAGAGGCCAUCGAACUCGAUGAUUUGAGUGAAGACGGAACGAGAAAGGAGGAUUAA
Molecule: messenger RNA, 2721 nt
Organism: Australozyma saopauloensis
Lineage: Eukaryota; Fungi; Ascomycota; Pichiomycetes; Serinales; Metschnikowiaceae
Gene: NAG6
Product: dynamin-like GTPase
Exons: 1
Coding region: 1-2721 (906 amino acids)
Biological process (GO): endoplasmic reticulum membrane fusion
Cellular component (GO): endoplasmic reticulum
Molecular function (GO): GTPase activity; GTP binding
Source: RefSeq, a predicted model, not a curated record